AUGUACUUGUUUCCCCCCCAAGAAAGCUGCCGCCUUGGCAGCGACAGCGGCGAGCCCGUCUACGUCACCGAGAUUACGUGCACCGCUGCCGGCCUGGCCGCCAUCUCGACGGACAAUGCGCUCACGCUCCUCGACCCCGCGCGGCUGUCAGCCGGGCCGGUCGCGACCUGGCAGACGGCGCACGGCGCGAGCGUGACGGCGCUGCGGGUGCUGGACGGCGCGCUGGUUUGCACGGCGGGCGAGGACGGCACGGUGGCGGUGUGGGAUCUCCGGAUCAACGGCGCCGGGGCCAAGGUAACUCAAUUCAAGGCGAGUGACGCGCCGAUUCUGUCCAUGGCGUGUAACAACUACACCAGGACGAUAGCGGUGGGCACAGAGCUGAAAGAUCACAUGGCUUCUAUACAUCUCUGGGACAUCAACGAUGGGCACACAGCCAAGGCGCACUACCAAGACGUACAUAGCGACGACGUGACGGAGCUGGUAUUUCACGAAACGCAGCCGGCGCUCCUACUAUCGGGGUCGACCGACGGCCUCGUCAACAUUUACGACACGCGCAUCGCCGACGAGGACGAGGUGACGGUGCAGACGUUCAACCACGGCGCCUCGGUGCAUCACGCCGCGUUCUUCGGGUCCUGGGGCGGCGAGGUGCUCGCCCUCUCGCACGACGAGCGCUUCGCCAUCUACGACGCCUCCGAGGAGGUGCGCAGCGGUGACGCCACGCACAACUUUGACAACGUCCGCCAGCUGCUCGACUGCCAGUACGUGGCCAACGUGAUGCCCAAGGCGGACGGUUCCGGCGCCAUCCUGGGCGCGGGUUCCCCAGAGUACGUUGCUGUCCCAUCCCAUUGUACCAUGCUUUGA
Messenger RNA from Cordyceps militaris CM01, 861 nucleotides. Its product is annotated as WD domain protein. NCBI's taxonomy places the organism in Eukaryota, Fungi, Ascomycota, Sordariomycetes, Hypocreales, Cordycipitaceae. The coding region runs from base 1 to 861 and encodes 286 amino acids. The transcript has 3 exons. The record is from RefSeq and is a predicted model, not a curated record. Gene Ontology annotation, molecular function: protein binding.